ACAACUGAAACGUCACUUUCGAUCUAAUAAAAAUAGCCCAAACGCUUUAUUUAUUUUUGUUUCACAAAUGAUCAUUGUUGUAAAUUAAGUAUUAUGACAUCGGCGUAAACAAGACGAGUUCGAACGGAACCGUGAAAGUUCAACGGACGUUGUCACAUCACUAAAACGAGGUUUUAUUCGUCCAAAACUGUGAUGUUUCUAGAUUUAUACAACAACAACAAGUUGAAAUGUUACCAGCGGUGAUGUUUAAUAUGGAUGAAAGUACAAACGGUGUCACACCUAAUUCAAAUUUCGGUUACGAGGACAACAUAAUAUUGAACUGUGUUAGGAAUAGGAAAAAAGUUACAGAACUGCCGAAUUGUCCGGUAUGCAGUUGUACGAUACGCCAGGGAGAGUUGGAGAGUCAUUUAGCGUUAGAAGUUGAGAGAUUAAAUAAACUGUCCAGUGCUAGUUCUAAGCGGAAACUGAGUUCGAACAGUCCCGGGUCCAACCCGAUGCCCGGGUCCAGUUCUAGUGUUGAUAACCAAGAGGAAGUUGAUGUGUCUGGCUGUACGGGCAGUGAUGCUUACCAGAGAAUCCAUUCAAACCGUCUCAAAAGACUCCGAGCCCGCCGUCGUAGCCCUCCGCCCCAACAGGGCGAGUGCCCCGUGUGUAACGAACUCCUCCCCAUGUCGAGGCUUCAGAGACACGCCCUCAGAUGCCUUAAGCGAACCGGGGCUGUACUCGAUGAAGAUGUGCCAGACACCAGCUCCGAAGACGGCAGCAUUGACGUCGAGAACGAUGAGCCGUCUACCUUCGGCUCGGAGUACCAGUGGUGUGGUGAGUGGAGGGUGCGGGCCGCCGCCCUCCAGGACGGGGAGGGCCGCCUCGGGACCAGUGUAAGGAGAGCCUCCACUGAUCAGGCGCUGGUCGUGGACGGUGACGAGGACGCCGAAUUAUACGGACCCCCGCAGUACUCGCCCUCCAGGAUAGCUCCAGAGGCUGACAUCCCCGAAGCCGAGGAUCCGAGGGAGAGAGAUUCCGACAGUGAGGUAGUGACGAAACAGAACGGCUUAGUCGAGGCCAGCGCAGAGACCAGGAUACAAGCGUUGAAAGAGAAAAUCAAAGAAUUGGAAAAGAAACAGAAUUCGUCAUUGGAGGCCAAAUGUCUCAUAUGUCUUGGAGGGUACACGUCUCCCGCUGUGUCAAUACAAUGCUGGCAUGUUUAUUGUGAGGUCUGUUGGCUGCAAUCUUUAAGGGCUAAGAAGAUCUGCCCUCAGUGCAACGCUAUCACAACAGCCGAACAUCUCAGAAGGAUAUAUAUGUGAAUAGAGUAAUAGAUAUCAUUAAGGGACCUGUACCGGGAUUGUUUGAGAGGAAUUUAACCGUUUACAUGAUUUAAACACCCUGUAUACAGGGACGACCCGCCAUUUUGUCUGCUUAUAAUACAGCUACAUAUUUUUCUUAUACAAAGUAGUCUUACAGAGUGAAAAGUGUUGGUGCCAUUUAGAUAUUAUCUGGAACAACACAACAGACAGACGGAAAAUAUGAAAUUUAUUUGUUCUGGUGUAUAUAUAUAUAUAUUAAUUUGUCACAUAACUUACUUUUACUUAGUCGGUUAAUAAUUAAAAUAAAACCUAUAGUGAACGUGCACUUGGUAUAAAUAACUCUUUAAACAGUUCUGGUAACGAGCCCCACAGCAAGCUUUAAGUGGAAGCAGUGUCCUUAGUAUUGGUUUGAGCUGCCAACUCGAAUACCGACAGUGUUGUAGUAAAUCAAAUUUAAUCAGUCUUCAGUUUCUUCUUUAUUCGCUGAAUUAACUCAAUACUGAUGGUUUGUGAGUUGAAAAUUCAAAUUUUUACUAAACAAAUUGCUUAGUAAGGGUUUUGAUUGUUAACAUAAUGACUGUAAGUUUGAAGGUUUUGGGUUUUGUUAAGUUA
Messenger RNA from Danaus plexippus (monarch butterfly), 1919 nucleotides. It is a transcript of the gene RNF220, whose product is annotated as E3 ubiquitin-protein ligase RNF220. Gene Ontology annotation, molecular function: ubiquitin protein ligase activity. Bases 228 to 1307 code for a protein of 359 amino acids. The transcript has 8 exons. The record is from RefSeq and is a predicted model, not a curated record. Gene Ontology annotation, biological process: protein ubiquitination. Lineage: Eukaryota; Metazoa; Arthropoda; Insecta; Lepidoptera; Nymphalidae.